Torulaspora delbrueckii is the source of this 984-nucleotide messenger RNA. Its product is annotated as inositol oxygenase. Gene Ontology annotation, cellular component: cytoplasm. The record is from RefSeq and is a predicted model, not a curated record. Gene Ontology annotation, molecular function: inositol oxygenase activity; iron ion binding. The coding region runs from base 1 to 984 and encodes 327 amino acids. Lineage: Eukaryota; Fungi; Ascomycota; Saccharomycetes; Saccharomycetales; Saccharomycetaceae. Gene Ontology annotation, biological process: inositol catabolic process. The transcript has a single exon.
AUGGGACCUACUAUAGCAAAUGCGAAUGGUAGCAAGAAGCAAGGGCACCUUUUGGAACUUAUUGAUGAAGAUGUGCAAUCCGUUAAUGCGGUUGAGACAAAGUUGAAGAUGAAUAAUAUCCCUAGUGAAUCGAAUGAGGGCGAUAGAGCUCCAAAAAGACUGAAGAAAGAUAAUCAGAAUACAUCUGGAGCCUUGGAGGAGGUGAGUCCCGAGGAGUUUAGGCAAUAUCAUAAGGCUAAGGAUAGAGUACGAGAGUUUUACAAGGAACAACAUGAAAUGCAGACAAUGGCUUAUAACUUGCAAGCUAGAAUAAAUUACAAGACUAAAGUGAGAGCUAAAAUGACUGUCUGGGAUGCACUUUCCAAUUUGAGUAAGCUCAUCGAUGAGUCCGAUCCCGAUACUGAGCUUUCACAGAUCGAACAUGCGAUUCAGACCGCUGAAGCGAUUAGAAAGGAUGGUAAACCACGAUGGAUGCAGUUGGUUGGACUAAUUCAUGAUUUGGGAAAAAUCCUAUAUUUUUUCGAUAGCGAGGGACAAUGGGAUGUGGUUGGUGAUACUUUCCCCAUCGGUUGUCAGUUUGUCCAAGAUAUAAUCUUUAGUGAAUUCUUCCAGGGCAAUCCAGACAAUUCCCACCCCAUCUAUUCUACUAAAUAUGGAAUAUAUGAGCCUAAUUGUGGGCUAAGCUCCAUUCUCAUAUCCUGGGGGCAUGACGAGUAUAUGUAUUACGUGGCGAAGAGUCAGUCGACAUUGAACGAAAGAGCUUUAGCUAUGAUACGAUAUCAUUCAUUCUACCCGUGGCAUCGCGAAGGUGCGUACCGAUAUUUAAUGAGUGAUGGCGAUUAUAAAUUACUGGAGGCUGUUCAAGAGUUCAAUAGGUAUGAUCUUUACUCAAAGAGUUUGAAGAAAUAUGAUAUUGAAAAAUUGAAACCGUAUUAUGUUGAACUGAUAGAUGAGUUUUUCCCAGAAAAACUCGUGGAAUUUUAA